This is a messenger RNA of Bactrocera latifrons, 1706 nucleotides long. RefSeq names its product PXMP2/4 family protein 4. The record is from RefSeq and is a predicted model, not a curated record. Gene Ontology annotation, cellular component: membrane; cytoplasm. NCBI's taxonomy places the organism in Eukaryota, Metazoa, Arthropoda, Insecta, Diptera, Tephritidae. The coding region runs from base 987 to 1571 and encodes 194 amino acids. The transcript is spliced from 4 exons.
AAGUAUAUAUAUAUAUUAUUGCCCAAGAUAAUGCUACAAUCUCGGAGCAAAUUGGUCAGAAUGGAUGACUAUCACUUAUAGCUGUCAUACAAACUUUCUGAUGAAAAUCGAAAUAAUCUUCUUACAUCCUUUGGACUCGUGAACUAAAUGUUUUGUUUUUGUUCUUUCUAUAUUUCGCCUUGAAAACAACAAAAAUGCAGAAUGCGCGUCGUUUCAUUACCUCAUAAAGUACACAAACGAGUGACGUCUAUUUAAGAAUUUCUCUUGCAAAGAUCAUCAAAUAAAGCAAAUAAAAGCUUAUACAUAUGUAUGUUUGCACAAGUGCACCAAAAGCUGCAACCACGUAAUUUCUGCAGUUUACAUCACAAUUAGAAAAAGUCCAAAUUUCAUCGUCCAACUGAGAUUUUUUCAAUUAUACGCGACACUAGUUGCCACAGAACAAUCGCUUAGUGAAGUUGUAAUCUAUAAAGAAAUGCUUGAAUAAUACAAAAAAAACCCCAUGGCAUAACAGUAUUAAUACAAAGUACAAACAAGUGUUUUAAAAGUGAAUUUUAGAGUUUUUUUUCCAUUAAUUAAAUGGGAAUUUUUAUACUUUCCAUAUAGUAUAUAAAUGUGCAAAUGCAGGCGCUAAAAAUAGUUGCUUUUAAAUUGCUAUGCCUUGAUUGCUGGCAUUGGAAAAGUGUUCACGCAGAAAUAAAAUUAUUUAACAAAUUUUUGUGAGUCAUGAAUAAAAGCAACAAAACGAAGGGUGCAGUUUAGUGAUUUGGCUUAUUAAAUUGAGAAUAUAAUUUAUAAUAGUUAAAUACAUGAUACUCAUAUAGGUAAAUUAGAAAAAUAUACUUAAAAAUAUAUUAAUAACUUCGAAUGAUGAUAUGAAUAAAACAAAAACUUAACAACUCUUAUUAAAUAAUGUUUAAAGUGAAAGUUAAUUAUAAACUGAGUAUUAAACAAUAAAUAAUCUGUGUUAUUAAACAAUCAACAUAAAAAUGGCUGCCAUUUUACAACAUUUUAAGACGAUGCUACAGCGUUAUCCCGUUACACGGGGUAUGGUUUCAUAUAGCCUAAUUUGGCCGACAAGUUCACUUAUACAACAGACCUUCGAAGGAAGAAGAUGGCCGGACUACGAUUGGUGGCGUGCGUUACGUUUCAGUUUAUAUGGCGGGUUUUUCGUAGCGCCCACGCUUUACAGUUGGAUUAAGGUUUCCAGCGCCAUGUGGCCGCGAACAUCACUGCGCACGGCGGUUUUCAAAACAGCCGUCGAACAGAUUUCCUACACACCAGCUGCCAUGACAUGCUUUUAUUUCUUAAUGAGCCUGUUGGAAAUGAAGACCGUGGGCGAAGCGGCCGCGGAGGUGCGCAAGAAAUUCAUACCCACUUAUAAGGUGGCUAUGUCAAUUUGGCCCGUUGUUGGCAUAAUAAAUUUCUCCGUCGUACCAGAAAAGAAUCGAGUGCCUUUCAUCAGUGUUUGUAGUUUGUUAUGGACAUGUUUCCUGGCUUAUAUGAAGCAUCUGGAGCAUCAGCAUGUAGACGAAAUGGAUAAUAUAUUCACGUCGAAAGAAGCUAAGAAGUGAAGGUGUGAAUAGCUGACAUGAUUUUUUUAUAAAUUCAACGAGAUUAGUUAACUAUUUGAAAUUUGUGGUAUGUGUAAUAAUCUAUUAAGAGUAAAAAAUUUUUAAAUAAAUACAAAAAAAUUUAGAAGCAUUAAA